UUGGUAAUUUGGAUUGAAGCUGAUUUUUUCAGUUGUGCGACCGUGUUUGUGGAUCGCCCAAACCAGCCGAUUGGUCGGUCGGUAGGUGGUGAUCCACUACAGCCAGCCUCGUGGAAGGGACCACAGAUCCACAUGGGCGACUGUGGUCCAGGUCGUUCGGGAGGGAGCUGCGACAGGAUGGAAGCGAGCGGCCAGCGAGAAUGUUUUGUCCGUGUCUGUCUGUGUUACAUGUUUGUCCGUGUUUUUGCAUGCCACGUCCUGGUGGCCGUUUGUCCGCGUCAGUCCUUGUCCUUCCCUUUGUACGUGCCCGUCCGGCCCCGUCUGAACACGUCCGUUCGUGUCCUGUCCUGUCCGCGUCUGUCUGUCCGUACCCACCUGUGUGUGCUGUCCGUUCACGUCCUCCUGGGUGCGUCUGCCCAAACGUCCACCUGUUCACCUGUUCUGUACAUGUCUGUUUCUGUCUGCCAAUCCGUCUGUCUGUGUACUGUCCAUGUCUGUUCUUGUCUGUCUGUCUGUGUCCGUCUAUCUGUAUGUCUGCAAGACUGCUGGCGUGUGUCUACACUUCCGUUCUUUCUGUCUGUCUUCUUAAAAUGUUAG
Haemonchus placei is the source of this 597-nucleotide messenger RNA. The record is from the annotation of a GenBank genome assembly. Lineage: Eukaryota; Metazoa; Nematoda; Chromadorea; Rhabditida; Trichostrongylidae.